UCUCUCUCUCAACCCCUCCCCCAUCAAGACCCAGCCCAACCUCGCCUUCCCCACCCAAUCUGGUUGGCUCCGUUUGAAAAUCCUCUGUCUUUCUCGCCUCGUCUUCUACUACUCUGCUUUUGACAAAUUCAGGACCUCUAGAUUGAGUCAUUCCUUCCCGAAAUUAGGAGAUUGGGUGUUUCGAAUCAUGUUGAAAGUGCGUCAUAUAGUCACCGGAAAUUGGAUUUGGUUUCUAUUGAGCCUAUGGAGUUUGAGCAGCAAAGUUUACAAAGUAGUUUAGAUUUCUUUCGAAAUUUGGAAACACAGUUAGUCUUGAAUGACGAAUUCAUCCCAAAAUUCUGGACAGAAGCAAAAUAAAAAUAGCAGUCCAUGGAAAAUCGGAAAAUCUCUAGUCCAUUGGAGCUCUGUUCUGGGCCGAGAGAGAGAGGUAUGGAUUUUGUGCGGAGCGGCGGAGGAAUUUGUGGACGGGAACAUAUUCACGGCAAUACAGCAGCAGGAUCUGAAUGGGACAAAGAAGACACGAAGAGAGAGAGAGAGAGAGGUGUGUUCAGAAACAGGUGAAAGAGAGAACAAAGAGAGUUGGAUAAUUUUUUCCAAUUUUAAGAGGGCAAGAGUGUAAAUUUAUUUCAAUUGAUAGUGGUAGUAAAGUAUGUAGUCGUGGCAUUAUCUGCACCCAAAAAAAACCCCCAAUAAAUAAAGGCCCCAACCAUAGGGUGCUUUGGGGUUCUCUCUCUGCCUCUCUCUCUCUCUCUCUCUCUCUCUCUCUCUUUCUCUUUCUCUCUCUAAAAACACACACACACACACACUCUCUCCAACUCUGAAAUAGAUGAAGCAGAGGCAUCAGAGGAGUAAUGUCCACCACCCACCGCCUCUGAACACCUCUCUCUCCCCUCUUCUCUCUCUCUAGAGCCUGAACUUUCUUUGUUGUGACUCUCAUUGUUCAGUGCCUCAGACCCACAUUUAAUUUCUCUCAUUUCCCCUGUUUUUUUCUGUUUGGAAAAACCGCCAAGAACAAAGAAAAACAGAGGAGUCCAUUUCUGUAUCUAUAUCUCUAAUUGCAUCAUUUUCAUUUUUAUUUUUUUAAGCUUCUUCUGGUUCUCUCAGAUCUAUCACCUACCCUCUCUCUCUCUCUCUCUCUCUCUCUCUCUCUCUCUCUCUGUGUGUUGUACCAUUCUUGUUGCCCUGUUUUGAGUGGAAGAAAUGAGUAAAGAAGAGUUUUUGAAGAUCCAGACUUGUGUGCUGAAAGUGAACAUUCACUGUGAUGGGUGUAAGAGCAAAGUCAAGAAAAUCUUGCAGAAAAUUGAUGGGGUUUAUAAAACCAGUAUAGAUUCAGAACAGGGGAAGGUGACAGUAUCAGGAAAUGUAGACUCAGCCACACUAAUCAAAAAGCUCGUAAAAAAUGGGAAACAUGCAGAGUUAUGGGGUGCUUCCAAAUCAUCUAACCAAAAUAACCUCAAUAACCAGUUCAAGAACAUGCAAAUUGACAACAGUGGCAAAGGUGGAAAUAACAAGAAUCAGAAGGGUGGAAAUGGAAAUGCAAAUAAUCAGCAGCAGCCCAAAAGUGGCCAACAACAGGGCCAGGCCCCGAACCAACAGCAGCUCCAGCAACAGCUGCAGCAGAUUAAGGCUCUCCAAGAUAUGAAACUUCCCCAAUUGAAGGACAUGAAAUUGCCCAACCAAAAGGCUGUGAAGUUCAACUUGCCUGAGGAAGAUGAUCUGAGCGACGACGAAUACGAUGAAUUCGACGAUGACGAAUUCGAUGACGAUGACGAUUAUGAGGAUGAUGAUGAGUUGGAUGAUGCCCAUCACCAUGCCAUGAAUAAGAUGAAACCCAUGAUGGGUAAGGGUCAGAUGCCUAAUGUGAUGAUGAUGGGGCAACAACAGCAACAGCUUAUGAAUGCUCAGGCCAAGGGUGGGAAUGGUGGCGCUAAUGUCGGCAACGGUAACAAAGGCGGCGGCGGUGGAAAUAUUCCUGUUCAGAUGAAUAGUGGUGGAAAGAAAGGCGGCGGCGGUGGUAAUGGGAACAACAAUCAAAAUCAAGCUGGUGGUGGGAAAAAUGGCGGAAAAGCUGGUGGUCCUGCGGAGGGUAAAAAUGGAAACAAUGGUCUCGGGGCUCAAAACAAAAACGGUGGCGGUGCUGGUGGUGGUGGUGGAAAUGGGAAUACUAGUGGUAAUGGCGGAAAGAAAGGAGGGGGUGGAAUGAGUGAUGGUAUUCAAGGUUUUCCCAACAUCCCCAAUGGGUUCAAGGGCAUGGCUGGUGGGAAUGUGGGCCAGAUGGGAGGAAACAUGCCCAUGGCCCAGAUGGGUCAAAUGAGAAACAUCCCAAUAAUGGGCCAGAACAUGGGCCAAAUACCGGCUGUCCAAGGCCUUCCCGCCGGUGCCAGCGGAUACUUUGCUGGAGCCGGCCCGGAUAUUGCGGCCGGUAACCCUUACUUCCAGCAGCAACAACAGCAGCAGCAGCAGCAGCAGCAGCAACAACUGGCGGCCAUGAUGAUGGCCCAACAGCGCGCAAACGGAAACGAACGGUUUCAGCCCAUGAUGUACGCCCGCCCGCCGCCUGCGGUGAAUUACAUGCCGCCUUACCCGUACCCCCCGUACCCAUACCCGCCUCAGGCAGGCGGGUCAGGUGACCCGUACACCCACGCCUUCAGUGAUGAGAACACCUCAAGUUGCAGUGUGAUGUGAAUUUGCUAUAAAGUUAUGGUUACUUUGCGGUACUGUUGCUUCAGUUACAGGUCUCAACAAGUCUUGAUGGCUCUUAUAAUACAUUUGAAACGGGUUCCAUUUUAGUUCUUAUUUUCCACCCUUUUUUUUUUUUCCUUCUGAAAUUUUCUUUUUCUUUUAAUCCCAAGCCUUAAUGAGUCUCUAAUUAUGGUAGUGAGUAUCUUAUACAUAACAUGUAUUAGGUGGAAAAUGAGAUGUAAGUUGGGAAUGGUUGUGGCCUUUGCAUGAAAUGUUUAUAUGGGUUUAUAUAUGAUGGAAACAAAAAAUAAGACAA
Messenger RNA from Rhododendron vialii, 2998 nucleotides. RefSeq names its product heavy metal-associated isoprenylated plant protein 33-like. The coding region runs from base 1201 to 2685 and encodes 494 amino acids. The record is from RefSeq and is a predicted model, not a curated record. The transcript is spliced from 3 exons. NCBI's taxonomy places the organism in Eukaryota, Viridiplantae, Streptophyta, Magnoliopsida, Ericales, Ericaceae. Gene Ontology annotation, molecular function: metal ion binding.